Molecule: messenger RNA, 1053 nt
Organism: Cucumis sativus (cucumber)
Lineage: Eukaryota; Viridiplantae; Streptophyta; Magnoliopsida; Cucurbitales; Cucurbitaceae
Product: ergosterol biosynthetic protein 28
Exons: 3
Coding region: 108-497 (129 amino acids)
Cellular component (GO): membrane; endoplasmic reticulum
Molecular function (GO): protein-macromolecule adaptor activity
Source: RefSeq, a predicted model, not a curated record
AAAAAGGAAAAAAAUGUAAAUGUAAAAUUUGGUAAUAUUUUCCAUACAAAUUAUUUUCUUUGCUUUGUGAGAUAGAGAGAGUUGGAAUUCCUGUAGAUCUCGGCGAAAUGAAGGUGCUAGGAUGGUGGUUGAUGCUGGUGGGUUCGCUCCGAUUAGCCUCCGUUUGGUUUGGGUUCUUUGACAUAUGGGCAUUGAGGCUCGCCGUCUUCUCGAACGCCACUAUGACUGAAGUUCAUGGAAGGACAUUUGGAGUGUGGACUCUCCUAACUUGUACCCUUUGCAUUCUCUGUGCAUUCAACCUUGAGAAUAAGCCCAUUUAUUUGGCGACAUUUUUGUCAUUCAUCUAUGCCUUGGGGCAUUUCUUAACUGAAUACUUGAUAUAUCAUACCAUGUCCAUUGCAAAUCUUACGACGGUUGGCAUCUUUGCAGGCACAUCAAUAAUAUGGAUGCUGCUCCAGUGGAAUUCACACCAAAGAGUUCACCCCAAACAUUCUUAAUAUGAGUAGAUGCUCAAAUUUAAUCUGUAAACUUAUUUUCUUCGAUCCAGGGCACUGAAUAAACAAAGAACACUAGACUAGCCUCGAAACACCUUCAUCAUCAUUAGACUCUACCCAAUAUGAUUUAACCUGAUUUUGUUGGUUCGGUAUAAUACCAUGCUGAUGAUGACGCUCUUGCAGCUUGUGCUGAAAAUGGAACUAAUUGAGCUGCCAUCACAAAGAAACAAGCCAUUUGCUUUAUGAGGUUUCUUCAUUGUAAUUUUUAGUUUUAAUAGAUUCAUGCCCUCACAAUUUCAUUCCUGUGAAAUCUCUGCCAUGUUCUAUCCCCAUUGCUGCUGCUAUCUUGAUGUCAAUCCCCCUAAACAUCCGUUUAUUUUAACAUCUAAGAGAGAAUUUAACCCUUGUAUUUCUAAUUUGUAUCGGGUAGUGUUAUUAAGAGAAACAGUUUUUGAAUAUGUUGAUAUGGACGGCGAUCAGAGAGUAUCCAUGAUGAACGAAUGAUUUCUCUAAAUAUUGGCUUAAAAGCAAGGAUAUUCCUUCAGUUGUUGUCCUUUAA